GCCCGCGGGGCGCUGAGGCUGCCGGGAGCCGCCAUCUUCUCAGCGUGCGGCACCGCCAGAGGAUCCCGUGCCGGGGCCGCGCCGAGCGGGACGGGACGGGACGGGACACGACGCGCCCGGAAUGUAAAUACUGUAAUUUCUUCUAAAGAUUGGUGGAAAAUAGGGAUGAAACCAGUAUCUGCUUUGAAUAAUCUAUUGCUAUACUUGGUCUGAUUGGAUGCUAAUUUCUUAGGGAGAACUAUUCAGAUGCAAAUUUCUCCCACUCUUAUCUAUGGAGAGCCCUGCUGUGAAUCCAUUUUUCUUGUUUAUUGCUCUAUUCUGUACCCAUAUUACUUCUUCAUGAAGAAAAAUACAAUGUGAAAAUAAUUCUCAGAAUGGUAAUGCCUGUCUGAGCGCUGCUGUGAUGCAGGAUAUUGCUCUAAAUCUUUACUCCAACUAACUGGAGGAACCUAAAGGAGAGCCCUGCAUAUGCAGAGAUGACGUGUAAUGUCCCACCUAAUCCCGACAGUGCCACUGCAGACAGUGCUGGUGGCCAGGACUGGGCACAGGAACGCUGCCGGCUGGGAACGUUUGUUGAAUUCCCCCUCGGCUGCCCGGUGCCGGCGGCAGCGCUGGCACGAGCUGGCUUUGUUUACACUGGAGAAGGUGACAAAGUGAAGUGCUUCAGUUGCCAUGCAACUGUGGAAGGAUGGGCGUCUGGGGAUUCUGCAGUUGAGAGACACAAACAGCUUUCCCCAAACUGCAAAUUUAUUACUGACUCUGCUUUUCUGGAAGAUGAUGUGGAUCCUGUAGGCCAGAACUACCAGCACAGAACUGAAAAUGGUUCCAGCAAUCCAGCCCUCCUGUGUGCUCUGGAUGAGCCUGAGGUGGAGGCAGAUUACCUUUUGAGAACUAGGCAGGUUGUGGAUAUGUCAGAUACUUUGUACCCUAGAAACCCCGCUAUGUGCAGCGAAGAAACAAGGUUAAAGUCUUUUCACAACUGGCCCCUCAAUGACCAACUGACACCAAGGGAAUUGGCUAAUGCUGGAUUUUAUUAUACGGGGAUUGGUGAUCAAGUGGCGUGUUUUUGUUGUGGUGGAAAAUUGAAGAACUGGGAACCCACUGACAGAGCUUGGUCAGAACACAAGAGGCAUUUUCCCAAAUGCCUUUUUGUGCUGGGCCGGGAUGUUGGAAAUGUUCCAAGUGAAUCUAUUCCUGAUGAGUUUGGGGUAAGUGGUCUGAACAAUGCACAGCACCCAAGGAAUCCAUCUAUGGCAAAAUAUGGAAGACGUUUGCAAACGUUUUUAUCUUGGAUAUAUCCUGUGGACAAGGAGCAACUUGCAGAAGCUGGGUUCUACAGUGUAGGUAAUGGUGAUCAUGUUGUGUGUUUCCACUGUGGUGGAGGAUUGCAAGAAUGGAAGGAAAAUGAAGAUCCGUGGGAUCAACAUGCCAAAUGGUUCCCUGGGUGCAGAUUUUUGAGCAAGGAAAAGGGGAUAGAAUUUAUAAAUAAUGUUCACUUAAGAGAUGCAUGUAGUGAUCCAAAAACAGAAGCUGCUGAAGGGACAAUACUUCCUAAAGAUGGUCUCUUACAGAAUCCUUUGGUACAAAGUGCCAUAGCCAUGGGUUUCAGUUUGUCUGAGAUUAGGAACACCAUGGAAAAGAGAUUGCAGAUGACUGGAGAAAGUCACACAUCUGUUGAGGAUCUGGUAGCAGACUUAAGUACUGAGAAAGAAAAUGCAAGGGAAGAAGAACCAAAUGAAAUCCCAAUUGAGCAAGAUGAGCUUAUUCAAUUGCAAAACCUCUACCUCAGCACUGAAGAGAAGUCAAGACGCUUGCAAGAAGAAAAGCUGUGUAAAAUCUGUAUGGCUAAAGAUGUGUCCAUUGUCUUCAUUCCCUGUGGUCACUUAGUUGCCUGUAAGGAAUGUGCUCAAGUACUUAGUGAGUGCCCUUUGUGUCGCACAGAUAUCAUGAGAAAGCAGGAAAUUUUUAUGUAUUAGUGAACUGCACAGCACUAGGGAUGCAAAUGUUUCCUGCUUUGUUGCAUGAAACAUGUGCAAUGUAAUGUUAAAAAUGCAGUUAAUUCCAGGAUGUAACCAUAUGGCAGGAUUUAGAUUUUUCUGCUGUCAAACUCUACAGGUUUUAACACUUCAAAAAUUAUUUAAAUUAUUUUUCUGAAGUGAUUUUUUUUUAAUGUAAAAAGCAAUAUUAAAAGGCAAAGCUGCAUAUUUUGUACCUUCAGUUUGUAGACUGAAAGCCCAAAUGAUGCAAACCUUUAUAUGAUCAUUCCUUUGCUUCACUUUGGUAGGACUCUGUAUGACUGAAGUUUAUGCAAAUACAGUUGUAUAAAGAGCCUGUCCCUGUAUAAAAUUUGUAAGUAAGUUAAUUUAAAACACUAUUGUAUACAUGUGUAUUAUAGCUGAGAUUUUAACUUCUUAAAAAUGUUAUGUAAGAUUGAAAAUAUUAUUUCUCUAACUGUGGUUGUGACAUAAUUCAGAGUAUACACACAAAGCUGCUGCUGCAAUACUUCACCUUAUGUUUACUUCUACUUUGUAAGUGUGUCUGUUAGGAAAUGUGUCUCUGUAUAUAAAAUGUACAAUAAUUUCAUUGAUUUUUGAGAACUCAACAGAAAUGGAGGACAUUUUUUGUACCUUGUGCCCCUCAUGAGAGGAGUGGGCAAGUUAAGAACUAUUUCAAUGAGAGUCACCUUAAAAUACUCAAAACUUUUUCAUACUGGGCUGAGCCUCCACUUCCAAUUAAAAAAGUAUCACAGCUUUGUAUUUAAGUACAGCUGUUUUAUGAUCACUCUUCUUAAUUAUGUGACUUCCUUCUUUUGUGAAGUACUGUGUUCUGUGUCUAUAUUUUUGAGUUCUGCACACUAAGAGAUUUAGAAUAUAGAACAUACAGAAUAUAGUUUUUCACAUGGGAAAAGUUUUAAAUCAAAUACACAGAAAUUUAAUACCUACCUUUUCUAUUUUUUUAAAUCUAUGCUAUGUAAUGUAAUGAAUACAUAAAGUGCAACCCAAUUGUUCCUUGAUCAGUGUAUUUGAUUCUCACCUGCAAAAAAAAAAAAAAUUUAUAAUAGAAGCCUGCUUUCUCUUGUUUUUUGUUUUAUAAUUAGACUGUUAUUAAUGUAACCACAGUGUUAUUAAGCAUAAUGAACAUAUUUUAAUUGGAGAGGAAAUAAAAUCUUUUGUUUGUAUAAAUUAAAGUUGUUUAAUUAGAAAAUUAAACUACAUUAAUUUUACUAUUUUUUUUCUGAUAGGAUUUUGUCUUACAAAUAGAUGAUGACUAGAAAUUCAUAAAGAAUUCAGCACAGAUGGGGGUUUUUUGCCUUCUUAUGCCUUUGUGAAGAGUUCAGAGUUUCAGGGGUCCUGCAUGCAGAGAUUUUUCUGGACUGAUAUGGACUGGAAUUCUGAUAGGCUUGUUCCUUGCACCCCUUUUUACUUGCAGGGAGGGUUUUCUGUCCUUUUCCUGGGAAACUGCAGGGUGUUGUUAGCUCCUGAGCUGCUGGAUCUUGCCUGAAAUAGCUUUUUCAGUUAAGGUUGCAACCUGUGUUUUGCUGACUCGCUCAAGCAGAUGGUUGGUUACCUAACCUUGACCUGGGUCAUGUGAGAGGUGUUUGGAUCAGCCAGAUCCAACUUCCAGGCUGCAGGACUUGGCACGUGGCAACAAAGGCCUUGUCUGGGAAAGAGACUGACCAAAUUUUACCUAAAACUAUUACAAAACUAAGUCCUAGUAAGGAGAUGAUUUGGGGUGUAAAUGAAGUAUGUAAAGUGGCUGAGAAAAGCUGGGAAGAAGGUCACAAAUAAUCCCUUCUAAACUGACAGGGAGAGGAAACACAUUGUCCAAGUAAUAUGGAAGCAGAGCAUAAAUGCUUCACAUUAAAGCUUUUAAAAGGUAUCCUUCUGUAUUUUUAAAUUCAUAUCCCUUACUGCAGCUUUUUCAUAUAAUAUUAUAAAAGAUACAGCUAUAGAGCAAUUCAACUUGUAAUCACUUAGGGACAUUAAAGGGUUAAAACCCUGUUAGUGAGAUGGCAAAAUAACUGCUCUGCAGGUUUAGGUGUUUGGUUGGGUUUUUUUUUUAAUACAAUUAGAGUUCUAUUCAGACCAAAUGUGAAAAAAUAAUUAGCAUAGUCAUCAAAUUCUGACAGCUUGAAAUAGGAAGAUAGUUUUUUCAAAUCACUUUGAUUUUUCAGUAUCUUAAAGAGAGAAGUUCCAUGGCCACUGAUACUGGGUGUUUAAAGUGUUUAAAGGCAGAGAAAUGAAGGAUGCAAAUACAUGGAAUGGAAGCACAGGGGCUUUGAAAAGGAGGUUAGCAGCAGGACAAAGAUGCCUUGGGGGUUGAAUUUUAUAAAAGAGUUACUUGGGAUCUGUGCAAUGUAUUUAAAUACAAGUAUUCAGUAACUUUCUUCCAGCGGCUUCUGUGUAAAAUCUUCCAUUUUAUUUGUAGCAGCAGAACUCUU
Messenger RNA from Empidonax traillii (willow flycatcher), 4441 nucleotides. It is a transcript of the gene XIAP, whose product is annotated as X-linked inhibitor of apoptosis. NCBI's taxonomy places the organism in Eukaryota, Metazoa, Chordata, Aves, Passeriformes, Tyrannidae. The record is from RefSeq and is a predicted model, not a curated record. The transcript has 10 exons. The coding region runs from base 477 to 1976 and encodes 499 amino acids.